This is a messenger RNA of Eucalyptus grandis, 1939 nucleotides long. RefSeq names its product sodium/calcium exchanger NCL2. Bases 56 to 1756 code for a protein of 566 amino acids. Gene Ontology annotation, biological process: calcium ion transmembrane transport; intracellular calcium ion homeostasis. Gene Ontology annotation, molecular function: calcium ion binding; calcium:proton antiporter activity. The transcript has 7 exons. The record is from RefSeq and is a predicted model, not a curated record. NCBI's taxonomy places the organism in Eukaryota, Viridiplantae, Streptophyta, Magnoliopsida, Myrtales, Myrtaceae. Gene Ontology annotation, cellular component: membrane.
UCCCCUUCCAUCUGAGCAAUAAACACCACGCCACCAUCCUCCCCGUCCGACAACCAUGAGGCUCGCAUUCUUUGUGCUUCUGGUCAUGAUGACCCAGUCGGCGAAUAGCCGGUUUAUCCGAGGAAGUUUCGAUCCGAUUUCCGACGGCAUGGAUCGCACCAAUGGGACAUCCUUGGCCCUUGGUCUCACCACGACAACCGUGACAUGCGAGCCGACUUACGGGUUCUUGCCGUGCACGACGGAGCUGUGGGGCGAGUUGUUCCUCAUAGUGGUGUACGAGUACUUGCUAGCUCUCGCCGGCCACUAUCUAUCUUCGGGGUCAGAGCUCUUCUUUCGCAUGUUCGGGACUGGUAUCUUCGGGGCCUCUUUGUUCCAAAUGCUUGGAACCUUCCCUCAAGUCAUCAUAAUGCUUGCAAGUGCAAUAACAUCAAGCUCGGAUACAAUUGAGUCCAUGGCGGCAAUGGGGAUGGCAAUGCUGGCUGGGUCAGCGAUCUUCAGUCUCUCGCUGGUUUGGGGCUCCAUCAUCGCUUUUGGCAGCCGUGAUUCUUCCAGCUCUUCAUCAUCUUCAACAUCAGCCAAUCAAUUCACCAAAAAGUUGAUUAGCCUAACAGGUUCCGGUGUCGAAACUGACACGGAGACUAGGUACAUAGCCAGAAUCAUGUUCGUUUCUAUGAUUCCAUUUCUCAUUCUUUCAUUGGCAAAAAUCAUUAAUUCUACUACCGGGAUACGGAUAGUGGUUUUGAUCAGUCUCAUAAUCACGCUCAUCUUCCUCAUCACUUACUGCACUUAUCAGGUAUUUAAGCCAUGGAUUCAAAGCAAGAGGCUUCAAUAUAUAAGGCGAUUAUAUGAUGGAGACAGCACACUGGAGAGUCUUCUUUCCAUCAACGGCAAGCCGAAUGAACUUCAAAUCAAAGACCUCUUUCAAAAGAUCGACCAGGAUAAGGACUCGAAGGUAUCGAAAACCGAACUGUAUGCAUUCAUGCUGGGAAUACAGAUCGAAGAAGCUGGUUUGAGCACCGACGAUUUCACUGAUGCCGUGAUGAAGAAGUUUGAUGUUUCCCUCGAUGCAGCGAUAAGUGAAUCCGAGUUUGUGCAAGGGAUUUCCAAAUGGUUGGACGAGGACACAGAUCCUACGACUAAUGGUCUUGCAGUUCAGUCAUCAUCAUCGGAGUCUUCGAAAACGACGAGUAACAAAUCGCAGGGGACACCAGAUGAGCAAGAGAGCUUGCUGUCUCAGGACAAGACAAGCAAACCCACAAGCAAAUUAGCAAUCUGGUGGAACUACACAAAAGCCGGUUUCUUGAUAAUCCUAGGAACCGGCGUGAUGAUCCUGAUCGGACAACCCCUCAUGGAAAGCUUGCAGGAAUUCGCAACUGCUGCAGAUAUUCCCUCGUUCUUCGUCUCCUAUGUGCUGAUCCCCUGGGCCAUGAGCUACCGGCAAAUUCUCGGCGCCAUUAGUUCCGCGAAAAAGAAGACCAAGAAAGACAUUUCCGGGGCAUUAACAGAGGUUUAUAAUGGGGUGUUCAUGAACAACGUUAUGGGACUAGCCACGUUCUUGGCCAUUGUGUACAUUAAGGACAUAACCUGGGAUGUCUCGGCUGAAGUUCUGGUCGUGCUUCUGAUCUGCACUUUCAUGGGGGUCAUCACAAGCUCCUGCACCAAGUUCCAGUUCUGGAUGGGUAUUCUCGCAUAUGCUCUCUACCCGCUGUCCCUUCUGUUUCUUUAUAUUCUCACGAGUGUCUUAGGCUGGUCUUAGGUCUAUUUUGUUGCGUCAGGAAACGAUAUAUAUCUCAAAAGAAUAAUUUCUCUGUUAUAGAAAUGUAAUCCGGUUUAUGUAUGAAGGUGGACAUGGUAAGGUCUGUUGAGUAUCGGCCCCGUGAACUUUUGUUGGAAAUUAUUUUCCAAGGUAGUGAGUUUCAAGGAAAAUGAUUUGAGUUUC